This is a messenger RNA of Amblyraja radiata (thorny skate), 4315 nucleotides long. RefSeq names its product NIMA-related kinase 10 (gene nek10). Gene Ontology annotation, biological process: positive regulation of MAP kinase activity; regulation of cell cycle G2/M phase transition; protein phosphorylation. Lineage: Eukaryota; Metazoa; Chordata; Chondrichthyes; Rajiformes; Rajidae. The transcript is spliced from 38 exons. Gene Ontology annotation, molecular function: protein binding; ATP binding; protein serine/threonine kinase activity. The coding region runs from base 281 to 3919 and encodes 1212 amino acids. The record is from RefSeq and is a predicted model, not a curated record.
UGGCUCCAAGCCCGGACACUGUGGACGGUUCAAAGCCGCUCCCAUGGCAACGAGCGCAGCGUCAGUUCUCGCCAUGGAGCCGGCAAAGUCGCAGCAUCGGCGACGCUGAUUGCGACAGGCAGCUCCCUGCCGCAGUAUCGGCUAUUGUGAUUGGUGGAGGAGCCACUGCUUCUGGUGUCCAUGGACCGAUGAAAACUAAACGGAGCUGCACAGAGGGAGCUGCGCCAGGGGAGAACAUGAGAAGCCGGAAUAUUUUUAACUGACUAAGUGAAGCGUCACAAUGCUUGAGCAGGAUAAAAAGAUUAAAGUUGCAGUAAAAACAUCAGACACCAAGCUCCAAAGAAAUGAAGACAAAGAACACACAGAUCUGAAGCGGCUACUUAAUCUCUUGAAUGUACCAGCAAGCAAGCAACAGUUGCCAGCUCUGAGUUUUGAUAAAGGCCGUGGAAUUCUAACUAAAUCACAACAACAGUCCAUUCAGGGAAAGCAAAAUGCUGGAAACCGAUGUGCGGAGCAGCAGCAGCAGCAGUCAACUGAGGCUGUGGAACUUGAAGCUUUUAGUGUAAAUUAUAAGAAUGAAAGAAAAUUUAGUUGUCAUCCCCACCACAAACUGUUUCUGGAAAUUUUCACUGCACUGGUGAAGCAGAGACUCACAUGCAGAGAAUGGGUAGAUCGAGUUCCACCUGCUAAUUUUCUCCGUGUGUUAAUUUGUCUACGCUUAAUAAUGAGGGAUCCAUUUUACCAGAAAAUUUUCAUUGAACUUGGAGGGGUUGAGAGCUUGGCACAGUACAUGGAAACUGUGGCACAAGGCUACCUUGGAUAUGGAGGUCAACAGUUUGUCAUUGACAGAUUAGUCUCUGUGACUUAUAUUUUUCAAAAACUGGCAGCUGUUGUGGAACAAAGAGAAAGGAUAAUAUCAAGUGGAGCAUACAAGACUCUAGUAAAGUUACUGGCUGCCAAGGACAAUAAUGUAUUGUUGGGUGCUCUUCUUGCUCUGACCAGCUUAGCGGAAAGUCCUGAGUGCAGAGUGAAGAUAGGGGAACUUACGAUUGUAGAAAACCUUUUGGCAAUUUUACAAGAAUAUGACUUGUUAUCCAAAAGAAUGACUGCUGAGCUGCUUCGUCUACUCUGUGCAGACUCUCAAGUGAGAGAACAGAUUAAGAUUUACGAAGGAAUUCCUAUUAUGCUCAGCCUGUUGCAUUCUGACCACCUCAAAUUGCUGUGGAGUGUUGUUUGGAUUUUGGUUCAGCUCUGUGAGGAUCCAGAUACCAGCACUGAGAUUCGUUUGUGGGGGGGCAUCCAGCAACUCCUGCACAUUCUCCAAGGAGACAGAAACUUUGUGUCAGAUCGUUCUUCAAUUGGAAGUUUGUCUAGUGCUAAUGCUUCAGGGAGAAUUCGGCAGCUUUAUUUGUCUGAAAAGCUGAGUACUCAUGAAAUUCAGGAAAAUACACUGUCAUUGCAAGAAGCAUGUUGUGCUGCUCUUACUGAGCUGGUGCUUAAUGAUACAAAUGCUCAACAGGUUGUACAGGGGAAUGGCAUUUAUGUGAUUGGGAAAUUAAUUCUACCAAACAAACAAAGAAAUGCACCAAAAGCAGAUAUUUUUCAGUGUUAUGCAUUUAGAGCUUUGCGUUUUCUCUUCAGCAUGGAAAGGAAUAGACAACUAUUUAAAAGAUUAUUUCCUUCAGAUAUGUUUGAGAUGUUCAUUGAUGUUGGACAUUAUGCACGUGAUAUAUGUGCAUAUGAGAACCUAGUAAAUAAGCUGAACUCUUUGCCUGCCAAUGAACUAAAUCAAAUCACUGAGAAUAUUGAAGGAAUUAACCAAAAUAAAGCUCCAACAAAAUUUAUUGGUAAUUAUGCAAUUUUAGAUUACCUUGGAAGUGGAGCAUUUGGGAAUGUUUUUAAGGUACGGAAAUACAGUGGGCAGAACCUGCUCGCUAUGAAAGAAGUUAAUUUACACAAUCCAGCCUUUGGAAAGGACAAAAAAGACCGUGACAGCAGUGUGGAAAUAAUUGUGUCUGAGUUAACAAUAAUUAGAGAACAGCUUCAUCAUCCAAAUGUAGUUAGAUAUUACAAGACUUUUGUGGAAAAUGACAGAUUGUAUAUAGUAAUGGAAUUGAUUGAAGGUGCACCCCUAGGUGAGCACUUUAAUUCCCUCAAGGAAAAGCAACAGAAGUUUACAGAAGAACGAAUAUGGAAUAUAUUUAUACAAAUAUGCCUUGCACUGCGUUAUUUGCACAAAGAAAAAAGAAUUGUUCACAGAGAUCUUACGCCCAACAAUAUCAUGCUGGGUGAGCAAGACAAGGUAACAUUAACUGAUUUUGGCCUUGCAAAACAGAAGCAAGAAAACAGUAAGAUGACUUCAGUUGUUGGGACUAUCUUAUAUUCUUGUCCUGAAGUUGUGAAGAGUGAACCAUAUGGAGAGAAGGCAGACAUUUGGGCUGCAGGAUGCAUACUAUAUCAAAUGGCAACUUUGAAUCCUCCCUUCUAUAGCAGUAACAUGCUCUCUUUGGCAACAAAGAUUGUUGAAGCAGCAUAUGAACCAAUACCAAAAGGACUCUACUCUCACAAAGUACACGAGACUAUCAAAAGAUGUUUGACUCCUGAUUCAGAAGCACGGCCAGAUGUGGUAGAAGUGAGUGCAUUGAUUUCAAAUAUCAUGAUGAUAUACAUGGAUAGCUUAUGCACGAUGCAGAUAACUAUGGAGAAGAAGCUUGAUCGGGAGAGACGGCGUACACAAAGGUAUUUCAUGGAAGCUAACAGAAAUGUCAUGACAUAUCACCAUCAGCUCUCCAUGAUAUCACAGGAGUAUUGUGAUAAGUCAUGCCUUGGAAGCAGUAGUGGAAUAGCAAGUGUGAAGAGCAAAUCAUCAGAAACAACUGACAACCCAGUGGAUGACUUGCAUAGAUUGCAUCUUAAAGAUGAUGAGAGACUGAACGAUGCAGUAUUGCUUGACAAUAUUAAUCCAUCAGAAAACGUAGAUAAAGAAUUGGAAGAUGAGUUGAACAUUUCAGAUCACUCAAACAACUCAAGUCCGAGCCCCAUAAAAGAUUCUACUUUGAGGCAUACUUCUCCCUCUAAUGUGUUUGGUCAGGGCAAAUUGCUGCAAUCACCAUCCAAAGCAGAAGCACUACACCUUAACAACAGUCUUCGGGCAUAUUCCUUUGAAACCUCUGGCUGUCUUGACAUAACAGCUACUUUACCAAGAAGUAUCAGUUAUAUUGGCAUAGAGAGCCAACAUGAGUCACAACAUGGAAGAGCGUCAAGGCAAUCAAAUACCAAACCAAGAUCAGAUCUCCUUCAACUAGGCUUACUUCUACCAUUACCUUCAAUGGGCAUCAGAGCUUGCUCGAAAAGAACAGGAAAUUCCAUAAGCUCAGGGUGGCAGUGUCAUAGUCUACCAGAUGUAGUGCUGCGAAGACUUAAGGAUCAUGCAUCUGCAGGAAUAGCAGUCUCUCAACGGAAAGUACGCCAAAUUAGUGACCCAAUUCAACAGAUUCUCAUCCAGUUGCACAAAAUCGUAUAUAUUACACAGCUUCCACCUACUUUACAUCACAACUUUCGAAAAAGUGUAAUUGAGAGGUUUAAGAAAUCAUUAUUCAGUCCACAGAGCAAUCCUUGCAACUUGAAAGCGGAACUGAAAAAGCUUCUUCAAGGGUCUCCAGAACUGAUUGAACUGAACUUCGUCACUGCGGACUGUAAUUUAAUGCGUCAGACAUCCAGGGAGAAUGCAGCAUUCCCUGGAGACAGAGCAGUGAACGUGUACAGUUACGAAUAUGAGGAAGGAAUAACUUACGAACAAAUGCAGAUGAUGAUUGAAGAAGUUCUUAUUGAAAGUGGUUAUUAUGACAUCCUAAACACAGUCAACGGAAAUCACACUUACCCGUGGAUAAUCAAGAAUCAUUUGACUGCACGGAGAUAGUCUACAUUUGAUUUUCAUAAUACAUUGGCGAGAGAAGUAGUAUAGAACUGCCGUCACACAGAAGUACGUGUUUAAAUUUGACAACUUUUGGAGGGACAUAGUAAACACACACACCAUAGCAAUCCUUGAAAUGCUUAAUGAUUAUUGGGAUAAAUCAUUAAUUGGGAAUGAUGAUUAAAUUAAUAUUAAGCAUAUUAAGGACCACCCCUGUCCAUUCUGUCCCCACAUCUGUUCAUGACAGAUUUUAGGAAGGAUUUAUUCUGUACACAUUGCUUCAAGUGCACUUAACUUUAUAUAUGUAUAUAACAGAGUGAAAAUUGAACGACUUAAGGUAUACAAUUCAGUCUAUACUGUAUUUUUUCUAUUUUUCUAUUUUUUCUAUGCUAUCCUGUGUUG